AUGUUGAUAGACAAAAGGGCCGAUGGCUCCAUCGAGCCACCGCUCCCCCAGGCCGCCGGCUAUGCCGUCGUUGUUGCCAUUGGCUUCUUGAUCGCGUUCAUCAUGAUCUUUGCGACCCGUGUCCUAAAGAAGACAGUUGGCGAGGACAACAAAACCACAGAAAUGUUCAUGACAGCAAACAGAAGUGUUGGAACUGGCCUUACCGCCUCUGCCGUCAUCUCAUCAUGGCUAUGGAGUACUGCCAUGCUUGGAAGCACUCUUGUGGGCUACAACUUUGGUGUCGCUGGGCCGUUUUGGUUCGCAGCAGGUUGCUCACCCAUGAUUGUUUUCUUCUCACUUUUGGGCAUUGCGUGCAAGAUGAGGGUUCCAGAAGCGCACACUCUCCUUGAGAUUGUCCGGAUCCGAUAUGGAACAACCGGUCACAUUGUCUGGAUUGGACUUUGCCUCAUCAAUAAUAUCAUUGCCGUUGCCAAUAUGUUGCUGGGUGCCAGUGCCGCUAUCACCGCCCUAACUGGUAUGCAUAUUAUUGCUGCGACAUUCUUGCUCCCUGUCGGAGUGGUUAUAUACACCUUCGUUGGAGGCAUCAAGGCCACCUUCCUCACAGAUUACUUCCAUACUUUCGUCAUCACCAUCAUCAUUUGCUUCUUCACCAUCAAGACCUUCACCGUCCCAGAAAUCGGGUCCCCCGCUGGUCUUUUUGAUCUCAUUGUCGAGGCCGGAAAAGCGCAUCCUGUUGCGGGUAAUGAAGAUGGUUCAUAUUUGACAAUGACCAGCAAAGGAGCUAUCCUUUUUGGCAUCAUCCACCUCCUUGCCAACUUCGGUCUCGUCAUUAUGGACACUGGCUUCUUCGCCAAGGCUUUCAGUGCUGCUCCCCAGGCCGUGGUUCCAGGAUACAUCGUUGGCGGCAUUGCGUAUUUCGCGAUCCCCUGGUGUCUUGGAACACUGAUGAGCUUUACCGCACUUGGUUUGGAGGGUACCGAGCGUUUCCCAACGUAUCCUAGACGAAUGGACACGAUUGAGAUUUCAAAUGGCCUCGUCUUGCCCUACGCAGCUAUUGCCCUGGCAGGUAAAGGUGGUGCAGUAGCUGUUCUUCUCAUUACCUUCAUGGCUGUGACAUCGACCAUCUCAGCCCAAGUCAUCUCAGUCUCGUCCAUCAUUAGCUUCGACAUCUACCGUCAGUACUUCAACCGCAAUGCGACUGAUAGCGAUGCGAUUCGGUGGAGUCACAUCGGAGUUGUCUUCUUUGGCCUCUUUUCAGCUGCAUUUUCCACCGCGCUGUACUAUGGAAACGUCGACCUCGGCUGGACAUUGUAUAUGCUUGGUGUCUUAACAUGCCCUGGUAUUUUCCCUACUGUUUUCACUAUCCUUUGGAAGAAGCAGUCCAAAGCCGCCGCUGUGAUCUCACCAUUGCUCGGAAUGGCUACUGGAAUUGCUGUCUGGAUUGGGUCCGCAUCGUCUCUGUACGGAGGCGUCACUGUGGCCACGACUGGCCAGACAUUACCUUGUGUUUACGGAACUGUCGCGUCUGCGUUUAGUCCAGGAGUUUACUCGAUCAUCAUCUCUCUAAUUAGGCCGGACAAUUACAACUGGGCGGACCUCAGAAAUGAACGUCUCGCAUUUGAGCAGACCGGAGCCGCGACUUCCCAAGAGCCAGUAUCCCAUGAGGAAAAGGUUGCAAACUACACUGCAGACAAGGCAAGACUAAAGAAUUGGGGAACACUGGCGGCGGUCUGGGCGGCGGCAACAUUUCUUGGGCACUGGGUUCUAUGGCCUCUUCCCAUGUACGCUUCCAAGUAUGUGUUUGGAAAGGGAUUUUUCGUGGCCUGGAUCGUCGUGGCUAUUAUCUGGGUCUGGAUAACGAUGCUUAUCGCGGGUUUCUACCCCAUUAUUGAUGGCUGGCAACAAUUGCGUAAUGUUUAUCGGGGGUUGAAGACUGGCACACCUCGACAAGGAGGCGACCGGCUCGAGUUCUGGUUGAUUAAUGUUGACGGGGGUCAUCGGGGUUUAUACCAGGCCAGAAGGUUAUAA
Molecule: messenger RNA, 2028 nt
Organism: Ilyonectria robusta
Lineage: Eukaryota; Fungi; Ascomycota; Sordariomycetes; Hypocreales; Nectriaceae
Product: Sodium:solute symporter family-domain-containing protein
Exons: 6
Coding region: 1-2028 (675 amino acids)
Biological process (GO): urea transmembrane transport
Cellular component (GO): plasma membrane
Molecular function (GO): urea transmembrane transporter activity
Source: RefSeq, a predicted model, not a curated record